Messenger RNA from Malania oleifera, 1656 nucleotides. RefSeq lists its product as uncharacterized. The coding region runs from base 220 to 1323 and encodes 367 amino acids. The record is from RefSeq and is a predicted model, not a curated record. NCBI's taxonomy places the organism in Eukaryota, Viridiplantae, Streptophyta, Magnoliopsida, Santalales, Ximeniaceae. Gene Ontology annotation, molecular function: protein binding. The transcript has a single exon.
UAAACAUUUUUUAAUAAAACUUUAUAUUUAAUAAGAAUUUCAAAACUUCAAAACAAGAAAAAAAAAAUUAAAAACUAAAACACAACACAAUUUCCCAAGUCACUCCAAUAAUUGCUGUCACCACCAAGGCUUAUCUGAGGUCCACAGCUUUUGCAUCCAACUCUCCACUUCAUUUCGGGGAAAAAAAAAAAAAAAUUUCUUCAUCCUUUCCUAGUUACCAUGUGGAACAGCCUCCACUCUGAUCUCCUAGCCUACAUCUUCUCCCUCCUCUCCACUGAUUCCUUAGCCACUGCGAGUGCAGCCUGCAGACACUGGCACAGGUGCGCCAAGUCCCAUUCUCUGAGCAGCCCAACCUCCCACCACCCACCGUGGUUCAUAGCCUUCCCCGCCCGCAACCGCAGGCUCUCCUGUUACGCCCACAACCCUGUCUUCCACAAUUGGCACGAACUCGAUCUCGACUUUCUUCCCCAACACCCCCGCCCUGUUUCAUCCAUCGGAAGCCUGAUCCUAUUUAGACCCGCCACCUCUACACCCCUCCAAUUAGCCAUUUGCAACCCAUUCACCAGACAACACUGGCACCUUCCAAGGCUAAACAUCAUCCGCACAAAUCCGGCCGUGGGCGUCAUCGAGCUAAGCCCAAACCCACAUCCUCAUUUCCCCCAUUUCCGGCUCUACGUCGCCGGCGGUAUGUCCGUCGCGCCGGGCGGCGGCUCGUCAUACGAACCCACCUUGGAAAUGUACGACUCGAAACCCGGCUCUUGGCAAAUCGUCGGAACCGUACCGGCGGAAUUCGCGGUCCGGCUCACGGUUUGGACCCCGAAUGAGAGCGUGUACUGCGACGGUUUUCUGUACUGGAUGACAUCCGCUCGCGCCUACAGCGUAAUGGGCUUUGAGAUUGGCGCCAACGCCUGGCGGGAACUGAACGUGCCGUUGGCGGACCGACUCCAGUUCGCCGCGCUAGCGCGGCGGAACGGGAAGCUUACGCUUGUGGGAGGCACCAGCGGCGGGAAUGCGUGCGUGUGGGAACUGGGAGAGGGAGAUUCAUGGGUUUUGAUUGAGAAGUUGCCGGUUGAACUGGGGAAGAAAUUUUUAGCGGGGAAGGGGAACUGGAGUAAUACAAAGUGUGUGGGCGGUGAUGAGGCAGUUUGCUUGUACAGGGAGCUUUGGUCGGGCAUGGUGGUUUGGAGGGAGGUCGUGGAGAAGGGAAGGUGGGAAUGGUUUCUUGUUGAAAGGUGUUGUUCUAUUAGGGGAAAACCAGUGCAAAAUUGCGCCAUAAGAGGAAUGCUAAUUCACCCAAGUCUUGCCCGCUAUCAUUCUCAGUGAACAUUGGUCGAACGCCUUGUGUGCAUUAGAGGAGACUGCUGUCCACGACCUCCUACGCUUCUGUCUUAAGUCUGCAUUCAUUGGGGGAGAUCUUCGUAAGGGCCCUACGCUUGUCCCAAUAAUGAACCAAAGCAUGCAUCAAUCGGCUCGUCCUCGUUUGUCCCACUUGGCAAGUGGCUGGUUGGUGCACAGCGCAGAGUAAUGAAUACGACAUUAUUUAUUUGCAAAGAAUUGGGCGGUGUGCAAUAGACAGGAGAAUGCUUGAAAAUAAUGUUAUCAAUUGGGAGGAAUUAUAUGAAUAUUUAGAUCUAUAUUAAAAUGGGUCUACUAAAA